Hemiscyllium ocellatum (epaulette shark) is the source of this 7638-nucleotide messenger RNA. It is a transcript of the gene ppl, whose product is annotated as periplakin. The transcript is spliced from 23 exons. Gene Ontology annotation, cellular component: cytoplasm; cytoskeleton; intermediate filament. Gene Ontology annotation, biological process: wound healing; intermediate filament cytoskeleton organization. The coding region runs from base 196 to 6165 and encodes 1989 amino acids. The record is from RefSeq and is a predicted model, not a curated record. Gene Ontology annotation, molecular function: cadherin binding; structural molecule activity. Lineage: Eukaryota; Metazoa; Chordata; Chondrichthyes; Orectolobiformes; Hemiscylliidae.
UAGUGUCGAGAGGCAACAGGUGAGGUCAGUAGCUGUGUGUGUAUCUCACUGUCUCAUACACUUGACACACUCUGCAGUGUUACUCGGGAUAAAAAGUCAGUGCUGUCUCUUUGUCAACCCAUCAGAGAGAGAGAAGAAAUCCCGUCUAUUUGGAGGAUAAGGAUUUUAUCAUUAGCAACUCCAGGGACUGCCAAGAUGUUUAAAAAGAAACCCAAGAACGUAACUCCCCCCAAAACCAAGAAGGUGCCUUCAAAGCUCUCACAACUGAUCGAGCGACUGCAGAUGAACGCAGAUGAUGUGGAGAAGAAUAUCUACAAGGUGGAGGAAUGCCUACUCCAGGAUAUCCGGAGGAUAGAGGAGGGGAAAGAGUUCAUAUUCCAGGAGGAAACCACCAAGUUGAUGGAUAAUUCGGAUGAAAAACUGAUGGAUCUUCAGAAAGAUGCUCAGACAGCCAAUGCUGAGAAACAUCCUCAAUCUGACAUGAUUGUGGAAGACAUCAAGCAGUUGAAACAAAGAGUACUCAAGCUGCGAGCGGAACAUGAGAAGGUUUACAACUUGACCCGGACAGAUGGAAUUCCUACUAUUGACUGGUCCAAAAUGAUCGAUGAGAAACAGGCAGAACUGAAUAACCAAGGCUUUGGCAAUGAGCUGCCAUUUGUUGAUCAGCAGCUGGAGCAACAUAAGCUCUUCACUAAAGAGGUGGAAACGAUCGGAGAUCACAUCAAGGAGCAUGAAGACCAGGACUACAUCAGUGGUAUUCAAGUGAAGUACAACAAGCUGGUGAAAGGGACCCAGCAGCGGCAGCAAGACUUGGAUAGUCUCCGUGAGUACAUGCAGAACUGUACCAACGAGCUGUACUGGAUGGACACGCAGGAAGAAGACCGCCUGCGCUAUGACUGGAGUGACCAGAACCUCGACUACAAGAGCCGCCACCGUCAGUACGAGAGCUUUGUGGGACGACACCUCGAGGCGAAGGAAAUGACUGUUAACAAACUGCACGAUGAAGGCAACAAACUGUUAAAGGCAAAUCACCCGGGAAAGAACGCUAUUGAGGCUCACAUGGAAGCUGUUCAUGCUGACUGGAAGGAAUACCUCAACCUGCUGAUCUGUGAGGAGAACCACCUCAAGAAUAUGGAUGACUACCACAAGUUUUACAAAGAUGCGAAGGACAUGCAGGACCUUCUCAAGAAAGUUGACACUGACCUGGAUCAGAAAUACAGCCCAGAAUUCAAGGAUGAAUUCCAGCUUCAGACUCUGCUUCGUGACCUUGAAGACCAGGACCGAGCGCUGGACAAGUACGAUGAUGCGGUGCAAACCCUGAAGAAACGUAGCCAGCAGGUGCUGCCUCUGAAGUAUCGGCGUGCCAACCCUCCGAAGCCCGUCCCAGUCGAGGCUCUUUGUGACUUUGAAGCAGAAGAAGCACAUAUCCAGCGUGGAGAGAGGUAUAUUCUGAAUAAGAACCUCAAUGGAACUCACUGGGAAGUGUCUGAUACAGCUGGCCAGAAACUGAAGGCACCUGCUGUUUGUUUUAUCAUCCCUCCGACUGACCCUGAAGCCACAGCAAUUGGAGAUGACAUUACCAACCAAUACAAUAGUGUCAAGCAGAAGAGUGGCAGUGCUAAGAACGUUCUGCAGAAACGUUACAACGAGAUUAAACAAGGGAACAAACCAGUGGUGAAGACUCCCCAAGUUCCAGUAUCAAAUACCCAGGACCAGCAAUGUCUGAAACUGCUGUCGGACUUGGAUAAGAUUCAGAAUGAUAUAGCCAAACAGGAGAAGGCAAUCCAGUCCUGUACCCGCCCACCACUGGAACAGAAGAAGCCCAUCCAGGACAGCAAGGACCGCAUCCAGGACCUAAAGAACAUCAGUGGUUCAAUUGGCCAGAUUGAAAUAGCAAAGAUGUCCAAAGAAAGGGAGUGCCAGGGAUUUCUGUCCCAGUAUCCCCAGGUGGCUGGUGCUCCUCAGCUUCGCACCAAACUGGAUGACACUAACAACAAGUUUGACCAGGUCAGCCUCCUGCUCAACUGCUCUGAAGAGAAGGCACAGGCUGCGAACAAGUUGGAGAACACACUCCAGAAAGGCAGGACCACUUUGUCAGAAUACGAGAACAAACUGCUCAAGGAUCAGACUGUCCCAGAUAGUAUCUGGGGACUGGAUAGCAAGAAGCAGGAACUUGACGCUAUGCGCUCAGAGCUCAAAUCCAAGAAAGCAAUUCUUCAGGAGGCUGACCAGGACUUGAACAGAGUGAAGAGAACCUGCAACGUGCUGACCGACAACUUUCAGGAGCACUGCCCCGAUGUCGAGCGACAGGCCUCCGAGGUCAAGAAGCUCAACAAGCGCUACGACAACAUCAACAAGCAACUGGACAUCCGAUCUGAAAAUCUACAAAAGGCCAAGGAUGCGUACUCCAGUUUCCGGAGUGGUAGUGACUCUCUGGAUAGCUGGCUCUCCAAUAUCCCGAACUACGAACCCCGGGAGACGGACAGCGCCAAGAACAUCGAUAACAAACUGAAGAAUCAAAUGCGUAUUUUAACAGAUAUUACUAACAAGGAGCCGGAACUAGUGAAAGUAACUAGUAAUGCUCAGCAAUAUCAACAAGCAGCUAAGGAUUAUGAACUUGAGGCUGAGAUGUUCAAAUCACUGAUCAACCCUGAUAAUGCGCAAACAUCUUCCAAAAAGCCAAAAUUCACAUCGCCAGCUGACAAGAUUAAAGAGGAGGAAACCGCCUUGGCCACCAAGUUUACAGCAGCAAAAGCCGAGAACAAUCAGCGAAUGCGGAACCUGGAGUUUGCUCAGGGCUUGUUGAAACAGCAACCGGAAGUAGAACAGGUCCAGCAACAGGUUCAGUCGAGAAGCUACGCCGCGGCUCCUAAAUAUUCCACUGGGCAGGACAAACAACUGAAUGACGAGAUGCAACGCCGGUUGGAAAUGGAGAACCAGAUCAGGAAAGUGCAGCAGGAGAUUUCGGCUUUGGAGGGUCAGAAGCUGCAGGGGUCGCUGGUCAAGAAAGAGUUUGUGAAGAAGAUCGCCGACCCGCAGCUCGACGAGGAGAUGAACAGGGUUCAGGAAGCUUUGGCCGACGAACAGUUGCAGAGCAAAUCCUUGGAGAAUGAGCUGGACAUCUUGCGUCGCAAGCUGCGUACGCUGGAGCAAGCAAAGAAAGAUCCCGCCAAGCAGUACGUGGUCAAGGAGGUGUUGCGAAUCGAGCAGGACAAGGAUCAGGAGAACGAGAUCCUGAGGCUCAGGGAGGAGCUGGAAGAAAUCAAAAGGCAGAAGGCGGCAAAGGAAAACGACAUUGUGCUGCUGCAGAAACGUCUCCGGGUCUUGACCGAAGAGAAGAGCAAGGAGCACGAGAAAAUUACAGAGAAGGAGGUCUUCAAGGUGAAGAACGACCCGGAGUUGGAGGUGGAGUACAAGCGGCUCCAGGACAAUAAGCAGCACGAAAGUCUCUUGCGGCAGCAGAAAGAGGAGGAACUGAGGCUGCUCCAAGAAAAGCUGAGGCGACUGGAGCAGGAAAAGGCCAAGGAGGAGGAGAAAGUGACCGUGAAAGAGGUGCUGAAGAUGGAGAAAGACCUGAACUUGGAGAACGAGGUGAACAACCUGCGGCGCCAACACGAGGAUGAGAUGGCCAAGAAACGAGCCCACGAUCGGGAGAUCACCGAGCUUGCGAAAAGGAUCAAGACGCUUGAGGAGGAAAAGGCAAAGCCGGUGGUUCAGGAGAAGGUGCGCGAGAUUGUGCGGCCUGAUCCGAACGCGGAAACCCAGGUCACCAACCUGAGGAAUGACCUGAUCGAGCAGCAGAGGCGCUACAAAGACGCCGAGCAGCAGCUGAAGAGCAUCCACGAUGAAAUCACACACUUAAAAGAUAAAGGCCCAAAAGUCGAGAUAAAGGACAACAUUAAAGAAGUCAUAAAGUACAAACCCGAUCCCGAAACGGAGCAGGAAUUGGAGAGGCUACGGGACGAGGUUGUGGACAAAACACGCCAAGUGGAAAGAGCAGAGGUGGAAAUCAGUCAGUUGGAGAAGGAGAUCGAGAUGUUGAAGAACAGCAAAGCUCCAGUUCAGAUGAAAGAAGUCAUCAACGAGGUUCUCCAGUACCGCGAGAACCCGCAGACCAGACAGGAAGUGGAGUUCCUUAAAACCAAACUUGCAGAAGAGCAGAAAAAACAGCUGGAGCUGGAGGGGGAGAGGGCCCUCAACGAAGAUAACAUCCAACAGAAGAAGAGGGAUCUGGCGCAAGUGCGAGAGAAGGUGGUGCACCAGGAGGUGGUGAAGCUCGAGCAAGAUCCCACCUUAAAGGCGGAAUGUGGGAACCUGGCGAGUGAAAUCGAGCAGGAGCGAAGGCAGAAGGAAAAUCUGAAAGCCCAAAUCCAGACACUGCAACUCCGCAAAGCCGACUUGGAAGAGCAGCUGCAGGAGCUCGAAGCAGAGAGGCAAGCUCGACGCAACGCCGAGCUGGAGGUCACGAGGCUGAGAAGGAAGCUCGAUGACCUCGAGGAGAAAGAGAAGGAGAUCAGAGACAAAGUGACUGUACAGCAGAAGGUCGUCUUGGAGAAGGAUCCUAUGCAAGAAAAGGAGGUGUCACUGCUGAAGUUGCAUGUGGAGGACGAGAAAGAGAAUCGCAAUAACCUUGAGAACGAUCUCCAGGCUCUAAAACUCAAACAGAUAGAACUUGAAACAACAAAAGUCAAGGAGAAGAAUGUUGUCACAGAGAAAGUUCAAGUCGAGAGAGAUCCUGAGACGGAAUUGGAAAUUGAGCGUCUUCGGACGAGCUUGGAGGACGAGGGGAGACUGAAGCGGGACCUGCAGAAUGAGCUGAACCACCUGCAGGCGAAACUGUCCGACUUGGAGUUCAAAGACACCAAGGGACUGAAGGACAUGGAGCAUUUGAGAGAGGAGAACGCCAAACUGCAGAGGGAAAACCAGAACUUGGUCAGCGAGUGCAGGAGGCUGCAGUCGGACAUACAGGUGACCGUUCAACAAACCCAAGAUGUGAAGUCCGAGAAGUCGGCCUCAGAGGUUGGGAACACCGAUCUUAUGGAGACCCGGUUUGAAUCCCUCCAGAGGGAACUCGAUGAUCUUAGGCAGACAACGACAUCCAAGAAUACUGAAAUUGCAAAUUUGGAGAAGCAAUUAAACACCAUGAAAGUGAAGACAGAACAGCGGGAAAACAGCUUAAAACGUCACAUUGUAGUUAUCGACCCAGAUACUGGCAAAGAAAUGACACCAAAGGAAGCCUAUAACCUUGGCCUCAUUAACUGGGACAUGUUUAUCAAUCUGGAAAGUCAGGAGUGCGACUGGGAGGAGAUAACAUUAAAAGGUCCUUCAGGCACUUCCUCAGUUCUCCAUGAUCGAAAAUCCGGCAAGAAGUUUUCCAUUGACGAAGCUUUGCAGCAGGGAAAGAUUACUGAGAAGCAGUUUAAGCAGUACGUGAAUAAGGAGAUCCCCAUCCAAGAAUUUGCAGUCCUGGUGUCGGGAAAAUCCGAUGAUACACAUUCAUCAUCUCCAGCCAAUCAUCAGCCAAAUUCCUCCACCAGUUCUGGCCAACUCCUGAACUUCUCCCCGACUAACGAGAAGCAACAGCCAAUCGGAGGCAUCUUUGACGUUGACGACGAUCGGAAAAUGUCAAUCACCAACGCAGCUAACCGAAAUCUGAUUGACACCAACACGGCCCUGAGGCUUCUGGAAGCUCAGGCUGCCACCGGUGGAAUUGUCCACGUGAAUGACGGCAGUAAAUUUGAGAUCAAGAAGGCUGCGGAACUUGGCCUCAUUGAUAGUGCGCUCGAACAGAGGCUGUUCGAUGCCGAAAGCGCCUACAAAGGCAUUGAAGACCCAAAGACCAAGACAUUGCUUCCAGCUGCUCAGGCUGCAGAGCAUGGCUGGCUUUACCGUGAGGCUGCCGAACGGUAUUUGGAAGCACAGUACCUAACUGGAGGUCUGAUCGACCCAGUCACCUCUGAAAGAAAAUCAUUAGCACGAGCGAAAUCAUCUGGUCUGAUAGAUGAUGACGGGGCCAGAAAACUCAAAGAUGAGACCCUUUAUCCAAAAGAUCUGGUGGACCCAAUUAGCAAACACCGCAUCAGCUACAAAGAAGCCUUGGAUAUAUCCAUUGUUGACCAGGCCACUGGACUUCUGCUGCUACCUGUCUCCUCCAAGUCUCCCUAGUGCCUUUCCUUUGAUACAGUCAUCAAAGCACAAUCAUCUACAGCUAAUAGCAUACAGACCAACUCAAAAGCAGAAGAAUUACAACUAUUGGAUGACUCCAGCUGAAUUUAUAUGGGAUGUUGGGGGGAAGCUACCUGAAUUAAUGCCAAUAUUAAUAUUAGCACCUAUUGCGACCAUUUCAGGAUUCUGUCUUGUUUUCUAGAAGCUUUUGUAUUUUAAAGAACAUUUCCUUCUUACUUUCUAUACAAAUGUAUUAACUGCAAUAAAACAUGUAAAGGGAGGCAACACUUAUUCGAAUCUUGUGUGUUACAGCUGCUAAUAAGUUAGACCCCAAGUUAUUAGUGGGGCAACUUGAUAGUAUAAUAUACUCCCUUAUAGUUAGAAGGGAGAACUUCCCAAGAAAACACUUAGAUGAAGAUUCAGUUGCUGUCUUCCCUAGCUUAGAAGACCAGGAUGGAAUCUUAUCCAAGGCCAUUUCCAACUCAAGUCUUGAGUUUCCCACUUGGUUGACAUCAAGUAUUCGAAUCAUUUUUGCCUGAAGAAUUUUAAAGCCUCUCAGGUUUUGCAAAACACAAAUUAAGAAAGUUAAAGUAAAUCAAUAAAGAGAGACUGAACACAUGAUACUUGACACCAGAAAACCUUUUUCACCAAUUGAGUGUCUUUUUAUAUUGGAUAUCUAAAAUGGGGUGAAAAAAAACCCUUUGAUUUCCAAAAUGACUUAUAGUUGCCCACAAUGAAUUCAAUCAGAACAAUGGACUGAGCCUACAGGGUUCAAAGACCAAACAAAGAAGGUGGGGGGAGGGGAGAGAAAAAAAACUUGAGCAAAUUUAUUCAUUCUGUUUUAGGAAUCAAAGAUGCUUUCAAUACUUUGGUACGGGGGAAAAAGGCAGAACAAUAAAAAAGCUUAUAACGAUGAGUUGGACCUGAAUGUCCUAAACCUGAAUUUUAUAUUCCAAGGCGAUGAAAUAUUCACAUCUAACUCUGCAUUGAAAAAAAAACAGAUGCUUUCACAGUGAAUGCAACUUUUGUAAUUCUUUUUAUAAGAUCAGGUUUCAGUGGUGAUCUUUUAGAAAAGGAAUGAAUGUUCAAGAAAAUAAUAUAUUGCAUGAAUUUGUGACUGUAUUACACACAUCUCCAUUUUUUGACUUUAGGUUGCAUCUAUGGUAUCUUUCAGGGAAUAGAAUGAUUAAAAGGGAUCUAUUUAUAAUAUAAAAAUUUAAAAAUGAACUGUUCUAGUGUCUCUGCUGUUUAUGGAGUAUUUGCAAUUUAACCCACUAGAGGUGGUGGUAAUGUUACAGAAGUAACAAUAAUCCAGGCCAAUGCUCUGAUAUAGUUCCAAGUCAGAAUGAUAUGUGGCUUGGAUAGGGCAUUGAAGAUGGAAGAGUUACAAUGCAUUUGCUGCCCUUUCCCUGUUAUUUUUUAAUAAAGAAACUUGUUCUGAAAGCAAAAGUCUUGUUGGACUUGAAACAUUAA